GUCAAGACAAGGGCGUCAACUCAAACCCCAUCCAGUGUCCACUUUAUUGGCAGUAGCGGACAGCACUAAUAGUAAAAUUAUCUUAAGAGAUAGUUCAGCGAUAAAAUCCACUAACAGUUUGUGUUUUGUCUAUCGUAUUGAAGAAAGAAAAGCAAAAUACCGCCCUCCAAUAAUCACUUGACGAAAACCCUCGACAUCAUAAUAGGGUCCAUCCGGUAGGCUUUCGGUAGAUAUUAAAGAUUCAAAAAAAAAAAAGAAUAAUAACUGAAUAGGUAAACAAACUACUUCGUAGUAAAAGCCGCCGUUCAUUGGGUUUGUAUGCAUGUGAAUGGGAAACCGGUUUUCUCUUUGGCAUUUUCGGUUAAAGUAUGUCGCAAAUCGCCAGAGGAUAGGACAAGUACUCCAAAAGUGUGUUGCAACAACUGGCCGUAGCCCUCCUCUUUUUCUUUUUAAGAAUUUCCAUAGUUUUGACGUUUCAGCAUUUCUCAGUAGGCGAUUCGACGUCGAUGGGAACAGUCUGUUCGUCCUCCCAAAUCUAGCGUAGUGCCGUUCCAGCACAGCUGUCAGUGGGCAACUGGUUGGAAGUCCUAUCGAUUUGUUGGUUGGCCGACUAGACGUAGUAAAAAUAUUAACACCACUGCCUUUCUCAGACCCAUCCUACUACGAACGCGUGCCGUGGGGCAGUGAUACGCAAGCGUCCUUGAGCCCGGUACACCUGUACUCACGAACGGUCAGCUAGUGUGCCGACGACUAUGGCACAUUACUGAGAAAAGAGAGUUUCUGACACAAAUUCCUCCAGUUCGUGUUUGGUUGCAAAAGUCUCGCCACAUGCCUCCAAACGAGAGAAACACGAAUACUUUUGUUUGCUUUGCCUGACUUAAGACUAUCUAGCGGGCAUAGAGGAUAGUCGCUUAUCUGUUUCAUGUCUCGUAUUAAGUGAUUGUGCUAUCAAAAAAUGGAUUGUUCUCAUCGACGUAGAUCAUCAAGCGCAGGCACUGUUGUUGAUAACAAUCGGAUGGUUUUGGAAGCCAAGAGCAUUUCCUACGGUACUCUGGACGACAUUGCGCAGAACCCACCUCCACCUACACAUUCAGCAUUUCUUCACGUGACUCAACUGAUCAGCCAAGCGGCGGACACUAGCCUCAAUCUAAGGAGGACCCCUUCGAGCGAAAUGACCCAGGAUUUGUAUCAGAGACAGCCGCUUUUGUCGUCGUCUAAAGGCGAAGGCUGGGAUGAUUGUAGCUCUUCAGAACCAUCAACAUUCUACGAUUCGAAAGGCUCGUCGAACGGCAGCCGAAGCAGUGGUUCGGUAGUAAUCAACGGAUUGAAUAAAAGUAUUACAAGCAAUGGCAGCUGUAGCAGCAACGGCAACGGAAUCAAACCCGAAAACGGCAUCAUCCGCAUAGACGUGCCUGCACCGCACAGAGACGAACCAAAGUUCCCACGCGAAUACUUCAAAACACUUAUCGCUUUCCUUUUUUGCCUUUUCAAUUGGUUCUUGACAACCAUUUCUCUGGCACUGGUUCAUGAGCGAGUACCUGAUAGGACACACUAUGGCCCUCUCCCCGAUGUCUUUCUAGACAACAUACCCGCCGCCGAUUGGGCUCUUGAUGUAUCCGAGAUACUCAUCAUCAUCUCCACUACAUCGUGCAUGCUUUUACUCUUUUUCCACAAAUACAGGUCGAUCGUUAUGCGGAGGGUAUUUUUUCUUUUGGGCGUAUUGUACAUGAUGCGUGCACUUACCAUGUACGCUACCGUUAUGCCUGUUGCCUCCAGGACAUACUAUUGCUCUCCGAAAUCCAAUCACACGGGGGUUGCUGUUAUAACACUGCGGGCGAUCCGGAUUCUUGUUGGAAUGGGCUUAUCGAUUAAUGGCCAACAUGUUUACUGUGGCGAUUACAUCUACAGUGGACAUACCGUGAUUCUGACAGUGUCGUCGCUGCUCAUCCAAGAAUAUACCCCGAGGAAAUGGCGGCCGUUACAUUGGAUCUCGUGGCUAGUCACCUGUUUGGGCGUGGUCUUUGUUAUGGUCGCUCACGGACAUUACACCGUGGAUGUCCUUAUUGCAUACUAUGUCACCACUCGGGUUUUUUGGAUGUAUCACACAAUGGCCAGCAAUACCAUCCUAAAGCAAAACGGCCCGUCCAACUACUUUUCGAGGUUAUGGUGGUAUCACAUCUUUACCUAUUUUGAGCGUAACGUUGGCGGUGUCGUUCCGAGACGUUACGAGUGGCCGCUACCCUGGCCGCGCCAUUUUCUCUCCAAAUAUCCGGAUCGUGAUAGCUAGUGUCAUGUGCGCCAAAGGAACGAACGGCGUUAGAGCCAUACGAAACUCCUCCUGUUCAGUUGCCUUGCUUUGUGCAUUGGCCUAGUCGGGGAAAAAAAAGUGUUGACUUGGACGCUGGAGAAGACAGUGGAGUGGAGUCACGGCCAGGAAUAGAACACGGACAUGUGGGUUCCCAAACAGUCAUUUGCCUACAUGUUCAAAUGGAAUCAGUGGCAAGGAUUCGCAUUUCGUUUACGUUGGAAAUGAAGUGCUUCGCAUAUAAAAAUUGGUCUGAAAGCAAAUGAGCGAGAAAAAAGGAAAUGAAAAAAACAAAACAACAUUGCUGUGUAAAAUUUCGUGCGCUUGAAUUAUUAUUAUUUUUUUUUUUAUUCGGUUGUUUUCUUAGCUCUCGCAUUUGAGAAACAUGCGCUAUGUGCCUCAUGCUUUCAUUAUGUCCAUAUUAAAACAGUCCAAGUUUUUCACCAUCAUUAUUCUACGAAGAUUCAUAUACUUUGAAAAUUCUGUCGUGUUCGCUCGAUUGUUAAGUAUAGUGUGUUUUGUUUAUACAAAUUAUCAAUAUAUCGUUCAACCGUGCUGUAAAAAAAAUAAUAAUAA
Messenger RNA from Daphnia carinata, 2881 nucleotides. RefSeq names its product phosphatidylcholine:ceramide cholinephosphotransferase 2-like. Lineage: Eukaryota; Metazoa; Arthropoda; Branchiopoda; Diplostraca; Daphniidae. The transcript is spliced from 8 exons. The record is from RefSeq and is a predicted model, not a curated record. Gene Ontology annotation, cellular component: endoplasmic reticulum membrane; Golgi membrane. Gene Ontology annotation, biological process: sphingomyelin biosynthetic process; ceramide biosynthetic process. Gene Ontology annotation, molecular function: sphingomyelin synthase activity; ceramide cholinephosphotransferase activity. The coding region runs from base 956 to 2287 and encodes 443 amino acids.